GAUACCGAAUGUUUUUUUAAAUUACUUGUUGAAAUCUAUAGAAUAACAAAAGACUUCUGAAUCCCUCUCUCUACUAUAUAUUACCUGUGUACUAGCGUUGAGUUUUUAUUUUUUAAGACGCAGAAGAAGGGUGCUUUAGUAAUUUUGGUAUAGUAUAAGAUAUCAAGACAAAUGUGUCUUGUUCGUUUUCCCAGUGUUCAUCAUCAGAUCUCUUGGUUUUACAUAUCCAAUGGCGUCCUGUGUUGCUCAUCUUUCUCUCUCAGUUCUUGUAUCUGGUGGCAAAGGUGGGUCUCAAUCUCAUCAUGUGAAAGCAAAUGGAUUGUCUGCCAAAAAGCUCAGUUCCAUUUGUAAAACUUCUGUAUUGACUGUUCAGAAGAAAUCAAGCCGGAGUGGCAAGUUUUCGGUUUCUGCACGGUAUGGAGACGAAGGGAGUAAGAGAGGAAGUGGUGGUGGUGGUGAUUUCAUAGCUGGUUUUCUUCUAGGAGGUGCUGUCUUUGGCGCUGUUGCCUAUAUCUUUGCUCCACAGAUCAGAAGAAUUAUUAUGAGUGAAGAAGAUGAGUAUGGUUUCAAUAAGCCACAACAACCAACGUACUACGAUGAAGGUUUGGAGAAAACAAGAGAGACGCUGAACAAGAAAAUCGAACAACUUAACUCAGCAAUCGACAAUGUUUCUUCCCGGUUAAGAGGUCGAGAAAAGAACACAUCUUCUCCCAAUGUACCGGUGGAAACUGACCCAGAAGUUGAAGCUACGACUUAAAAAGAAACAAGACACAUUUCUUCUUCUCUGUUUCUCAUUUGUAACCAGAGUUGAAAACAGUUACAUACGGUUAAGUGUUAAAAGUGCUUCACUUUUUUUCGGUAGGACUCUUGCAAAGCAAAAUAUACAAUCUCGUGUUGUUAGUGAAUUUGAAUUUGGUUUAGUUCA
Molecule: messenger RNA, 925 nt
Organism: Brassica napus (rape)
Lineage: Eukaryota; Viridiplantae; Streptophyta; Magnoliopsida; Brassicales; Brassicaceae
Exons: 4
Coding region: 230-757 (175 amino acids)
Cellular component (GO): chloroplast inner membrane; chloroplast thylakoid membrane
Source: RefSeq, a predicted model, not a curated record